Molecule: messenger RNA, 4201 nt
Organism: Ochotona curzoniae (black-lipped pika)
Lineage: Eukaryota; Metazoa; Chordata; Mammalia; Lagomorpha; Ochotonidae
Gene: CCDC134
Product: coiled-coil domain containing 134
Exons: 6
Coding region: 77-763 (228 amino acids)
Source: RefSeq, a predicted model, not a curated record
CCAUCUGAGGCUGUGCCCUGUCAGGACUGACCUCUGCUUCUUCCUGGCAUUCCCUUCUAGCUCCAGGACCUUGGCUAUGGACCCUCCUCGCUCCCUCGCCUGCCUUGUUCUGCUGCUGUCUGUGGUGAGAGCCACAGGCCCUGGGGGGACCUCCCGGGACCCAGGCCUGGAGAUCUACAAGAAGAUGUUUGAGGUGAAGCGGCGGGAGCAGCUGUCGGCCCUGAAGAACCUGGCACAGCUGGAUGAUGUCCACCAGCAGUACAAGAUCCUGGACGUCAUGCUCAAGGGGCUCUUUAAGGUGCUGGAGGACUCGCGGGCCCUGCUCAUUGCUGCCGGGGUGCUUCCCGAAGGGCCCUUUCCCCAGGACGAGAAGCUGAAGGACGCUUUCUCCCACGUGGUGGAGAACACGGCUUUCUUCGGGGAUGUGGUGCUGCGCUUCCCGAAGAUUGUGCACCACUACUUCGACCCCAACUCCAACUGGAACCUGCUCAUCCGCUGGGGCAUCAGCUUCUGCAACCAGACGGGCGUCUUCGACCAGGGGCCUCACUCGCCCAUCCUGAGGCUGAUGGCCCAGGAGCUGGGGAUCAGUGAGAAAGACUCCGACUUCCAGAACCCGUUUAAAGUUGACCGCUCAGAGUUCAUCUCCAGCACCGACCCCUUCCAGAAGGCCCUGCGAGAAGAAGAGAAACGCCGGAAAAAGGAGGAGAAGCGGAAAGAAAUUCGAAAAGGCCCGAGGAUCUCGCGGUCCCAGUCUGAGUUAUAGCUGCACAGCAGCUCAGGGCUUGAGGAGACGAGGUGGGAGGCAGCUGUGUGGUCGCGGCCAUGUAGCUGCACCGACCCUGGGGCUGAGCCCUGGCCCCUUCCAGAUGGGGAGGCCACUUUCACUCAGCGCCCCAGUUUGAGCCUUGGCUGGAGAUUGACUGGGCCUCAUGGGACUGCGUUUCCUCCUUGAGGCCUCCCUGGGGGGAAGUCCUAAGGCCUUCAGAGGACACUGCAGUGGGCAGAACCCUAUGGAGAGUCCUGGCUGCCCCCUGUUGUGGGGAAGCAGUAGAGCCAUGCCUCCCAGCCACAAGUGGAGCUGCCACGCCUGCCACCAGUCCCCAUCCCUGGGCCACAACAUGGGUCCCUGUGCCUCCACAGACCCAAUUAAAGCCAACAGAUUGAACCAGUGGAGGUUCAUAAGGGGACCGUGAGGGGACCAGCGUCCUUCAGAGAUGUUGAGGCUUCUUGGAGGAUGGUCCUGGCUAACCAGAAGCCACGUGCCCUAGCACGGUGGGCUUGGGCCAAGCCUGCUGUUCCUGCCUCGGGGUCAGUGUCGGGAAGCAGGCUGCAGGUGUUCUGGCUGUGGGGACGGUCACUGCGUGUCUGCCACGUUGGCAGCAGGUGCAGGGAGGAGUCAGUGUGUCCUUUUUGACCACACUGGGAGAUCCAUGACCUAUAGGGGGCAGGGCUGCCGUGACCUGUGGCCAAGGCCUGGGAAGCUGUAGGAGCUAGGACCUGAGUGUAUAGCCUGAUUGAGUUGGAGCUGGGUGGCCGCAAACCUUCCAACCUGCCUCUUCCAAGUGGAGGGGGUGGGGCUUCCCUGGGAAUUCUGGGUCUGUCUCUUUGACCUUGCCAGGUUAGGGGCUGCCUCUUAAAGGGACACAGCCCGUGACUCCCUGCACUGGUCCUGGGCUCCUACCCCUGACCUAGGAGAGACUUGGGUCUCCGCCCAGCAGACCUGCUGGCUGAGCCAGGUGUGCCCCUGCCCUUCGCUGUGUGUGGUUUCACUGGUAAUGUGAGUUUGUUGCUUCCUGGACCCCUGAUCCAGUGCUCACCUGCUCUGAGGCUGGCCUUGCUCUGACAGAGCCACAGGGGGAAAUGAAGCCUUGGGGAGGCCUCCUAGGAGGGCCUGGGACAUUCUGUACCCCUAUCAACCACUCAGGGAAAGAUAAGGGGACAGGAGGACCGGGUUGGAGGAAAGCUGGAGAACUUUCUCCAUCAGCCAACAGGUCACCCUCCCUGGGCAGAGCAAGGAGAUCCAUCCCAGCCCUGUCCUGGGCAGUGUGACCCCAGUCCCAGUCCUGUGAGGGUGGACAUGGGAGUGUGCACUCGAGGGCGGGACCAGGAGACAGGAUCAGAUCCGCUGUGGGCUGCCGAACCUGUCCUGGUGCCAGCAAGUGAGUCGAGGGCCUGGCAGGCGCAAGGCCCUUCCUGCCUGUCUUCUGUGUAGUUAAGUGGCUCAACUGCCAGCUCAGCAAGGAGUAUGUAGCUUCCCCCUGAACUGUGGGGACGAGCUUUUCAAGAACCAGGCCUACUCAGUGCAGACAAGGGGGUUAAAAGAUGUCCCAGGACUGGAUAGAGGUCAUUGAGCUAGCCUGGGACUCUCGGGGCACCGCCACCAUCAGAACCAGAACCCCCUCACUUAGAUCUCUGAACCCUGUCUCAGAAUGCCCAGUGGAGAGAGAGGAGUGUUGGAAGGGUGAGAGCCUGUGUCAGAGGACUUUGGAUUCAGGAGGCCAACAGCUAGGGUUAAAGUGACUUCUCAGUGACAGGUACCCAUGUGGUACUGCUUUGUCGAUCCCGUAGAUGUGCCCAGCACCUGCUGUCUGCAGAGCCCAGGAGGGGGCCGCUCCAAGCUCUCGCACUGCCACCUGCAGCCUCUUCAUCCUGGGGAGGGUGCAGGGCUUCCGUAGUGACACCUUCAGAGCAGGGGGGUUCAGCUGUAGCAGCAGUGAUGUUGUUAGUGUAGUCUGGAUGUUGCUUGUCUGCUGGGCUUCGGGGCCCCUGGCCUGGCAUCCUUCAAGGUGAGAUUUCUAACCCCAGUGGGGCCACCCCUGGUAGUGUGGGCCAGAUCCUUCUUUAUUGUGUGUGUCAGGUGAGCUGUCCUGGGUCUCGUAGGAUAUUUAGCGGCAUGCUGGCCUCUGCCCUCUGGAUGCCAGUAGCACCAAAAGUGUUUCCAGACAUUGCCACCCAUCCCUUGAGGACCACAUCCUCCCUGGUCCACAGCCCUUCUCCCUCCCUCUCCCACCACCUUCAGUGAGAUUGUUGGUUGGUUGGUCUGUUGGCUGGUUUCUCCCUGUUCUUUUCUUCCUGGGCGGGGUGGCCUCUGACGACCCCAAGCUCCUGGCUCCUGCCUUGUCCCUGCCUGAUCACCUCGUUGGGUCCAUUUCAGUUUCUCCGAAGCCAGGCUGCCUUCUCAUCUCACUAACCAUCCGUGUCCAACUGCAAAGCUUCCUGGAGGAAGUGGUGGCUGAGCUGAGUGCUGACGGGUUGUGUGGGGACAGGGGAAGCCAAAGAGGGGGAUGGGUCCUGCAAGCAGAGGGGAGGGGUCUCCCUACAGGAUCCACAGGAUAAGGAACCGGAUCCUGAGGGGUGACUAAUCCAGGGCCACUCCUCCCCACCUCUGUGCGCCCAGCCAGAGCAAGUGACCACCCCGAAGAGGUGUGCAGUUAGGUGGGACCCAGGGCCAGAGGAGUGAGGUGUGGACCCCAUGCAGCUACUUCACUCACUGUUCCUGCAGAGGUUUCAGUACCACCAAAGGCCACCCGCUCAGGUAGCAUGGCCCCUGGUCAGGUCCAGCAGGUGCCACGGGAGCUGCUGCCGAGUGGGAAGAGGAGCCCAGCCUCCCGGCCCACUACACACUACAGCCCUCCACGGGAAUGCCUCAAGCCCGGGGGUGGAGGCCCUGGACCUUAGGGAAUUGCAUGGAGGUUGUUGCAGCCUGCCAGGCCAGCAGACCCCAGAGCCUCCUGGGUGCCAUUUCUGUACUCAGUUCUAAUGUAGACAAUACGGAAACGCCAACAAGCAAGGAAAUUCACCCCAGAUCCCACCGCGCCCACAGCCUGUUGUGGGGCCAUCCUGUUGUCACUGUCAGUACCACCUUGUGUGGACAUUCAGUGUGUACCAGCAGUUGUGCCAGGUGCUGGCUCGCCAGCUUCUCCCGACUCCGGGUUCCCAGGGCCAUCCGAGGUCGUUCUCGUCCGACGCGUCCCUUGUUACACCACAUCCACUACUUUUCCUUGCUCACUUGCAGCCCAGUGUCUGUUUGUUUUGUUGUGUGUGUGUGUGUGUGUGUGUGUGUGUGUGUUUCAUCUCUUUAAAAAAAAAGAGCGGGAGGAUCAUUUGUUUGAAAGGCAGAGUUAUAGAAAGGUCACGCACCUGCUGGUUCCUCCCCCACAUGGUCAUGACAACAGACUGGAGCAGGGAGCUUCGUCCAGGU